Messenger RNA from Actinia tenebrosa (Australian red waratah sea anemone), 1922 nucleotides. RefSeq names its product ras-related protein RabC. NCBI's taxonomy places the organism in Eukaryota, Metazoa, Cnidaria, Anthozoa, Actiniaria, Actiniidae. The record is from RefSeq and is a predicted model, not a curated record. Gene Ontology annotation, molecular function: GTPase activity; GTP binding.
GUCAAAUCGCUUCAGACUUCAAUCAGACUUCGAUCGCUUGAGUUUACUUUAGUUGCAUAUAUUGAGUAUAAAAAGGAUGUAGGGUUGUUGCUAUUUUAUUCGCGUAAUCUUAAUUGUUUUACUCAUGGCCCGUGCUGCAGAAGAAAAUAUACCACUAAAUAAAAGAUCUUUCAAAGUAAUACUCUGUGGUGGUUGUGGCGUUGGAAAGACGUCUAUAUAUACCAGGCUAAAAGAUGAACAUUUUGAGGACAUCGAAUCGAAGACAGUACUUCCCGAUCAGUGCAUAAUAAACUUGACGACAAACAAGAAUGUUGAAGUGAAGGUUACUUUAUGGGAUACAGCUGGAUUAGAAAAGUUUGACAGUGUUACUCAUUCAUACUUCAGUGAUAGUCAUCUGGUUCUUAUUGUUUAUAGCACUGACAAAAAGGAAUCCUUAGUUCAAGCAGUAAAAUACAAAAAUGAAGCUUCAAAUCAUGCCCUUGGAGCCCAUUUAGUAUUGGUUCAAAAUAAAAUUGAUUUGAAUGACUCAGCAGCAAUUUCUGAGCAAGAAGUAAAAAGCUUCUUAAAAAACAAUGACUUCAAACUUUCAUUCAAGGUAUCUGCUAAAACUGGAGAUGGAAUAAAAGAAAUGAAAAAGAAACUAGCAGAUCAUCUUCACAAGUAUGGAAAAAAAUGCAAGAAAAAAUCAGGCACAGUGAAUCUUGAGAAUUCUCAGACUACCACAAAAAAGUGCUGCAGACAGCAAUAAACAUUGUUUUAGCUUGUUGAAUGAUCCCUGCAGAAAACACUGAUGUACUCUUCUUUGCACCCAGUUUUAGCAUUGUACUGUAACACAAGAGGACACUAAACGCUCUGCAGAAACCACUCCUAUGCUAAGCAGUUUUUCUUCAGGUUCUCAGUUUCAUCCCUCUGUUAAAAUCAACAUGUGAGUUGAGUGUUAUUUCCAUAGAACAUUGAAUUUAGUGAGUCAAAAGUGUCCCUGAUUAGUGCGAAAGCCUAGACAUUUAAAAACUAGAAAAGUGAUUUAUUUUUUUAAACAUUGUGAAUAUUUAUGAUUAUGAGAAAGCUACAAGGUCAUGCAGUUGAUCUGAAAGAGAAGUGCACUGCAGCAGUUUUCGAGAAGUGUACUGCAGCAGUUUUUAUGACUCAAUUUCAAUUUUAAUCAUCUUGUACUAUAUUUUCAUUUYUUAUGUUAUGUAUCGUGCAGACAUGCAUUAUGGAAGAACAUGGAAGACCUCUGCAUUAAAUGUAGAAUGGGACGUUUGUAAUAGUAAAAUGGCUUUCCUGUUGUAAUUAAUUCAAAAUUCAAUUUUUUAAUCUCGUUUAUUUAAGGGGCCGUCAUAAUAGGCCCUUUGCAGCUAAGCAAUCACGUUCUGAUUAAUUCACUGAGAGCAAAUGAGUGAACAUUUUGAUUCCCAUGGGUGAAAUUUACUGGACUGCAAACAAACUUUCUACAACCUGUUUCGAGAGAUCGUAAUAAAACUACAUUUCGUGACACACGGGAUACACAUGUUGCCAUUAAUUUCUUUACAAGUAGCUAAAAAGAAUCACCAAUUUAAAAUAAAAACAUAAAUUUUGCAUUCCAGUACAGACACAUGACCGUUAACUGCAAAGGGCCUAUUGGGGAAACCUGUGACAAUAUCCCUUACCUUUCAUCUGCUUAUAAUAUUCGUUUGUUUUUCCUUUUCUUUUAUACUAUGAUUCUAUGUGAGGUAAAAGCUUAAUAAAUAAGUAUGCAUUAUGCAGAAUACAUAAUGUAUUCUAAACUUCUCAGAUAUGAAAGCAGCUUACAUUUCAGGGGGUUAGGACAAGUACAAGUUUAUAUCUUUUUGAUUUUUAGGCAUGACAUCAUCAAACCACCUUCAAUAUCUCCUCUCAUCUACUGGUAAAAUAAAUUUUGCUUACCCUGGUAUACAGAAAAA